AUGCCAGAGAGGAAUGUAGUUUCUUGGAAUGCCAUGAUAUCUGGGUACACAAGAAACCACAGGAUUGAAGAAGCCCUGGAUUUGUUCAUGAAGAUGCCUGAGAGGGAUAUUGCUUCUUGUAACAUUAUGAUUACUGGUUUUAUACAAAACAAAGAUUUGAAGAGGGCACGGAAGCUCUUUGAUGGGAUGCCAGAAAGGAAUGUUGUCACUUGGACGACCAUGAUGAAUGGUUACUUGAAAGGCAAGCAGAGUGAGCUGGCAUUGGGGUUAUUUAGUGGUAUGCUAAUGGCAGGUAUCAGACCAAACCAAGUGACAUUUUUGGGUGCACUUGAUGCAUGCAGCAAUCUCGCGGCACUCUGUGAAGGGAAGCAGGUGCAUCAAAUGAUAUGCAAAACAGCAUUUCAGUUUGAUACUUUUGUCGAGUCUGCCCUGAUGAAUGUAUAUGCAAAGUGUGGUGAAAUUGGAUUGGCAAGAAAGUUGUUUGAUCUUUCAAGGGAGAAGGACUUGAUCUCUUGGAAUGGAAUCAUUGCGGCAUAUGCGCACCAUGGUGUUGGCAUAGAAGCAAUCCACUUGUAUGAAAAGAUGCAAGAAAAUGGAUAUAGGCCUAAUGAUGUCACCUAUGUGGUGUUGCUCUCAGCAUGUAGCCACUCUGGGUUGGUUGACGAAGGGCUUAAGAUCUUUGAAUCCAUGGUAAAUGAUAGGUCAAUUGCAGUGCGUGACGAACAUUAUACUUGCUUGAUUGAUCUUUGUAGCCGAGCAGGACGACUUGAUGACGCCAAAAGAUUAAUUCACUAUCUUAAGAUUAAGCCUGCAUCAGGUUCUGUCUGGAGUGCCCUUCUAGGUGGGUGUAAUGCACAUGGAAAUGAGAGCAUUGGCAAUUUGGCAGCUAGAAAUCUCUUACAAGCAGAACCCGAUAACGCUGGAACCUAUACUCUCCUAUCCAAUAUCUAUGCUUCAGCUGGUAAGUGGAAAGAAGCAGCAGAAAUUAGGUCAGAGAUGAAUAAUCGAGGACUAAAGAAACAACCCGGUUGUAGUUGGAUAGAGGUGGCAAAUAAGGUUCAUGUGUUUGUAGCACGUGAUAAGUCCCACAGUGAAUCUGACUUGAUCUAUGGUCUGCUGCAAAAUAUCCAUCACAUGAUGAGGAUUGUUGGAACUGUCCCCAGUGACCUUGUGCAUGUUGAUGAGGAUGUAGUGUCUAUUUAG
Molecule: messenger RNA, 1203 nt
Organism: Miscanthus lutarioriparius
Lineage: Eukaryota; Viridiplantae; Streptophyta; Magnoliopsida; Poales; Poaceae
Source: the annotation of a GenBank genome assembly